Messenger RNA from Oppia nitens, 1109 nucleotides. RefSeq names its product casein kinase I-like. NCBI's taxonomy places the organism in Eukaryota, Metazoa, Arthropoda, Arachnida, Sarcoptiformes, Oppiidae. The transcript has 3 exons. The record is from RefSeq and is a predicted model, not a curated record. Gene Ontology annotation, biological process: peptidyl-serine phosphorylation; positive regulation of canonical Wnt signaling pathway; endocytosis. Gene Ontology annotation, cellular component: plasma membrane; cytoplasm; nucleus. The coding region runs from base 133 to 1080 and encodes 315 amino acids. Gene Ontology annotation, molecular function: protein serine/threonine kinase activity; ATP binding.
GCAAAACAUUAAACAGAAUACACAUAUAAAUUAUGAUUUAAGAUUAAGUUUCCCAACCAUUUGAUAUCAAAUACUAUAUAACAGUAUCUGAAUAAUUGAAAAUCGUUUGUGAAAUCUGUAAUUAAGUAAGUUAUGGAAAAUAGCGACAAAUUGGAGUCACCGGAAGGGAAGAUCAUUGAUAAGUCCAACUGGAAGAUCGGCCGAUUCAUUACAGGAGGUUCAUACGGACGCCUCCAUUUGGGUCGUAACACAAAAACAGGUAAAGAGGCGGCCAUCAAACUAGAGGCCCGAUCGAGUCCUACACCGACACUGCCGCUGGAGUUUUCAUUUUAUAAGAUACUCAAGCAAUCCAAAGGUGUGCCCAAAAUCUAUUACUUCGGAAAGUGUGACAUUUGGAGCGCUCUUGUUAUGGAUCUGUUGGGUCCGAGUCUUAAAGAUGUAUUUGAAAAGUGCGACAAGUUUUCGAUUCGGACGACUACCCAAUUAGCCAUUCAAUUGAUAGGUAUUCUUGAAGAUUUUCACGGACACCGACUCGUCUAUCGGGAUACUAAACCAGAAAACUUUUUAUUGGGACCGACCGGUUCAGACACUUAUAAUGUCGUCCAUAUUAUUGAUUUUGGUUUAUGUAAAGAAUAUAAAGAUGAGAACACCGGUCAACACAUACCGAUGGCAACAGGAAAGCCGUGGACGGGAACAGUGCGGUACAUGUCUAUCAAUAAUCAUAUGAAUAGAGAACAGAGCCGUCGAGAUGACUUGGAGUCCAUGGCCUAUAUGUUGGUGUUUCUACACAAGGGUGAGCUUCCGUGGCAAGGCAUACAAGUGUCAGACAUUAGCGAGAGAUACCGAAAAAUUGGUGAAAUCAAACAUCGCAUCAAACCGUCCGAACUGUGCGCCGAAAUGCCCGAAGAGUACGAAAAAUUUGUCCGAUUAGUACGUAAUCUUAGCUUUGAAGAAGAGCCUAAUUAUAAGGCUUAUAUCAAUAUGUUUACCAAAGUUUUGACAAAAAUGGGAAAUAAUUUCAAUGAAAAAAUUUAUGACUGGGAUCGCAAUCACAAACUCAAACCAUCUAACAAAAAAUAAGACCAACAAAACAAUUAAAUAUAUACUAA